Messenger RNA from Stegostoma tigrinum, 13590 nucleotides. Its product is annotated as kinesin-like protein KIF13B. The record is from RefSeq and is a predicted model, not a curated record. Gene Ontology annotation, molecular function: cell adhesion molecule binding; microtubule binding; ATP binding. Gene Ontology annotation, cellular component: adherens junction. Gene Ontology annotation, biological process: regulation of protein localization; microtubule-based movement. Bases 339 to 6398 code for a protein of 2019 amino acids. Lineage: Eukaryota; Metazoa; Chordata; Chondrichthyes; Orectolobiformes; Stegostomatidae. The transcript is spliced from 40 exons.
UCUGUGGUCGCCGACCUGCCCUGCCGGCUCGGGUUUACCGCUGUCAUGGCGAAGAAUCAUCGUUUCAAAUUCAGGCAGGGAAAUAGGUGAAACACGCGAGGAAAAGAAACAGAGGGGGAGGGCGGGGGUGUUAAAAAAAUAAACUGAUUUAAUAAGUUUUGUUUAUUUUGAGGAGUGGAAGCUGUGUGUGCCGAGUUGGAGAGUCGCCGUUGGCUCUGUCGACGUUUUAAAUCUUCUUGAACCACUUCGCUGCUCUCUUACUAAAUCAUUUUAAAACUGAGGGAGGGAAUAAAAAGUUUUUAUUUCUGAGCUGGUGCUUCAAGCCUUCUGUCAGCAACAUGUCCGAGUCCAAUGUGAAAGUGGCCGUGAGGAUUCGUCCCUUCAACAGAAGAGAAAUUGAUUUGAACACAAAAUGCAUUAUAGAUGUUGAAGGAAAUCAGACCAUUCUAAGUCCAGCUAAUGCCAAUCUUGGUAAAGGAGAUGCGAGGAGCCAGCCAAAGGUUUUUGCAUAUGAUCACUGUUUUUGGUCAAUGGAUGAGUCCAUUAAGGAGAAGUAUGCAGGUCAAGACGUAGUGUUCAAGUGUCUUGGUGAAAGUUUGUUACAAAAUGCAUUCCAAGGAUACAAUGCUUGUAUAUUUGCUUAUGGGCAGACUGGCUCAGGGAAAUCGUACACAAUGAUGGGUUCAAAAGACAAGCCGGGUUUGAUUCCACGAUUAUGCAGCAAAUUGUUCGAGCGAGCUUUGCAAGAGGCUAAUGAGGAACAAAGAUUCACUGUUGAAGUGUCGUACAUGGAAAUAUAUAAUGAAAAGGUCCGGGACCUCCUUGAUCCAAAAGGGAGUCGACACACUUUGAAGGUGAGGGAACACAAAGUUUUAGGUCCGUAUGUGGAUGGUCUAUCCAAACUGGCUGUGACAAGUUACAAGGAUAUUGAGUCUUUGAUGUCAGAAGGGAAUAAGUCUCGAACAGUCGCUGCAACGAACAUGAAUGAAGAGAGUAGCCGUUCCCAUGCAGUAUUCAACAUUAUACUUACGCACACACUAUACGAUCUCCAAUCUGGGACUUCAGGUGAGAAGGUGAGUAAACUGAGCCUUGUGGACCUGGCUGGUAGUGAGAGGGCAGCCAAGUCUGGAGCUGCUGGAGAUCGAUUAAAGGAAGGAAGCAAUAUUAACAAAUCUUUAACAACACUAGGCCUGGUAAUUUCUGCUUUGGCAGAUCAGGCUGCUGGUAAAAACAAGAACAAGUUCGUUCCCUACAGAGAUUCUGUACUGACUUGGCUACUCAAGGAUAGCCUUGGUGGAAAUAGCAAAACAGCAAUGAUCGCAACAGUGAGCCCGGCAGCAGACAAUUAUGAUGAAACCUUGUCAACGCUGAGGUAUGCUGACAGAGCCAAAAACAUAAUUAAUCAUGCUGUGGUAAAUGAGGAUCCCAAUGCCAGAAUCAUCCGCGAACUCCGCGAGGAAGUAGAUAAACUGCGGGAACAGCUCUCCAGAGCAGAGGCAAUGAAAGCCCCAGAGCUGAAGGAUCGUUUGGAAGAAUCUGAAAAACUAAUUCAGGAAAUGACUGUUACAUGGGAAGAAAAGCUGAGGAAGACUGAAGCUAUUGCACAGGAGCGCCAGAAGCAAUUGGAAAGGCUUGGUAUUUCUCUCCAGUCCUCGGGUAUCAAAGUUGGAGAUGACAAGUGUUUCUUGGUGAAUCUGAAUGCGGAUCCAGCCUUGAAUGAGCUGCUUGUUUACUACUUAAAGAACCACACUCUAGUUGGCUCUGAUGAUUCCCAGGAUAUCCAACUGUGUGGCAUGGGAAUACUUCCUGAACACUGUGUCAUUGAUAUUUCUCCAGAAAGACGAGUCAUUCUCACACCAAUGCAAAACUCCAGAACAUUUGUGAAUGGCUCCCUGCUGACCAACCCCGUGCAGCUUCACCACGGUGAUCGUAUCCUUUGGGGAAAUAACCAUUUCUUCAGAAUUAAUUUGCCAAAAGCCAAACAGAAAAAAGCACAGGAGGAAGACGGAGGGGAGAGUCCCAUGAAGCCAAGUUCCAGUACUGAGCAACUGGAUGGAGAUGGGGACAGUGCCAGUGAGGGCUCCAGUGAAAGCAAUUACAACUAUGAGUUUGCACAGAUGGAGGUCACUAUGAAGGCUCUUGGCAACAAUGAUGCGAUGCAGUCGGUUUUGCAGAGGUUGGAACGCCAGCAUGAGGAGGAGAAGCGCUCUGCACUUGAGCAACAGCGCCUAAUGUAUGAGCGGGAACUGGAGCAGUUGCGUAGACGUUUGUCUCCAGAGAAACAUUACCGUAGUAUGGAGCGCCUUUCAUUUGGCUCCCCCAGUACUCAACAGCGACUUCGUCAGUGGACAGAAGAGAGAGAAGCAAUGCUCAACCUUAGUCUUCUGAAGUUGCAAGAGCAGAUUGCCAAGGCAAAUCAUUAUGUGCAUGAAGCAAAUUACAUUGCCGAAGAGAUGGAGAAGAAGACAGAGUAUCAAGUUACUCUGCAGAUUCCAGCUUCCAGCCUAGAUGCUAAUCGAAAGCGUGACUCCAUUCUUAGUGAACCAGCCAUUCAGGUGCGAAGGAAAGGUAAAGGCAAACAGAUCUGGUCACUGGAGAAACUAGAAAACCGAUUAAUUGAUAUGCGUGAACUUUACCAGGAAUGGAAAGACUGUGAUGAGGACAAUCCUAUGAUGAGAUCCUAUUUCAAGCGAGCUGACCCGUUCUUUGAUGAACAAGAAAAUCAUAGUCUUAUUGGGGUUGCAAAUGUGUUUUUGGAAUUGCUCUUUUACGAUGUUAAAUUGCAGUAUGCAGUACCCAUCAUUAACCAGAAGGGAGAGGUGGCAGGACGCCUGCAUGUGGAAGUGGUCCGAACAAGUGGGGAUCUUAGCGAUCGAAUUGCUGGUGGGGAUGACACUUUGGACAGUCCAAAUGAAAGUGACAUGCAGGAGAAAGAAACGGUGCGCAAAAUAAUCUGCAGAAUAAAAAUUCUUCAAGCUACAGGGUUGCCUCGACACCUGUCAAACUUUGUUUUCUGCCAAUACACCUUCUGGGAUCAGACUGAACCGAUCAUUGUUGCACCGGAGGUCGAUCCUUCCUCCUUAACACCAGCUGGCAAGGAUCCAGAAUGCAUGGUUGUUUUUGACCACUGUAAGGAGUUCUCACUCAACCUUUCUGAAGAUCUGUUGGAAUAUCUGUCAGAGGGAGCACUGGCAUUUCAAGUUUAUGGUCAUAAAUCACGUGACUCUAGGAAAAACCCUUCCAUAUGGGACCUGGGAAUAAUACAAGCCAAAACUCGAUCACUGCGGGAUAGGUGGAGCGAAGUGAUGCGUAAGGUAGAGCUCUGGAUCCAAAUCUUGGAACUGAAUGAGAAUGGAGAGUAUGUUCCUGUGGAGGUGACCUUCUCAAAAGAUGUUUUCACUGGUGGCAUCUUUCAGCUACGGCAGGGUCAGUCUCGACGUAUUCAAGUUGAAGUGAGGUCAGUCCAAGAUUCCGGGACGUUGCCUUUAAUUACUGAAGCAGUUAUAUCUAUUGCUGUGGGAUGUGUCAAAACCAGACCUGCUAGAAACCAGAAAUAUCAAGAUACCCACUUGGAAGAGGAGGAUGACAUGGACAGUUACCAGGAGAGGGAUUUGGAGAAGCUCCGUCGGAAAUGGCUAAGUGCAUUGACCAAAAGGCAGGAAUACCUUGACAAGCAGCUCCAGAAACUUGCUAGCAAAUCCAAUAAAUCUGAAGAUGAUGCAGACCGUGAGGCGCAGUUGCUGGAACGAAGGCUGACUCUAACUGAGGAGAGGAAUGCUGUCAUGGUCCCGUCAGCUGGGAGUGGAAUUCCAGGAUCCCCAGCAAAAUGGAGCCCAGUGCCUGGAAUGGAAACGCAUGUUCCUGUUGUUUUCCUUGAUCUAAACGCUGAUGACUUCAGCUCCCGUGAAGAUCUGGAUGGGCCAGAACCUGGUGCAUUGGAUGCUAGCCUUAUCGAUGAAGAUGAUGAUGACAUUUUUGAACUUCAGAUUGCAAAGCGCCACGAACCAGAGGUGAAGGCAGAGGCUUCCUGGGACUCUAACAUUCAUAAUUGUCCAUCCUUGAGCAAAGGCACUCCAGCUGAUGAGCGUGUUUUUCUCAUUGUGAAGACUGUGGUUCAGCUCAGCCACCCUGCUGAGAUGCAGCUCGUGUUACGCAAGCGCAUCUGUGUAAAUGUUUACAGCCGACAGGGUUUUGCACAAAAUUUCCUGAGACGAAUGUCCCAUAAAAGUACAUUUAAUGCGUGUGGAGUGACCUUUGAGAUCGUCUCCAAUAUUCCAGAGGAUGCCCAAGCAUCCGAAGACCGUGAAACUCUGGCACGAAUGGCAGCAGAGUUAGAAACUGCGGAGUCUGCUGAGAAAGAAGCAUACAUUGAGAAAUAUCUCCGUAGUGUACUGGCAGUGGAGAAUAUCCUCACUCUGGAUCGCCUGCGUCAGGAAGUUGCAGUAAAAGAACAAUUAAAUACAAAGCGUAAAUUGACCAGAAGGUGCAUCAGCUCUCCGAAUGUUAAUCGGUUAUCCGGAAGCCGUCAUGACCUCAAUGCAAGAUCAAGCCUUGAACGCAACAAGAGUCGAUGGGAGAGUCAGCAGGACAUUUCGACAGCUGCACUGCAGUCAAACAAGAAGACUCCUCCGUUCCAUUCCCCGGUGUCCAGGCAUUCCAUGCCACAAGCUGCAGUCUCCUUUUCAACACUAGCUGCCUCUUACUUGAAUCCAGUGAAGGCCUUUGUACCUCAAAUGCCCAAACUUCUCAAAUCACUUUUCCCUGUACGGGAUGAAGAGAAGAGAAGAUCUGUCCCUGCACCGAAUCAACAGUCUGUUCCUCGAAUUGUGGUGCAGUCUGCUAAACUUCAAGAUACAUUUGAACAGAAUAAAGUUGCUCAACAAGAAAAAGCCCCUUCUGCACCAGUGACCAUGACACAACCCACCCAUCCCACAGUGAUGGGCUCAGUCAUUCCAAAUACUCCAUCAAAGAUAGAGUCUGUGGAUGCAGCUGGCCAUGAGUCCCAAGGAGACCCUCAGAGUCCUUCAAGUGAAGCUUCAAGUGGGUAUUUCUCCCACAGCGUUUCUACAGCUACCCUUUCGGAAACUGCAAUGGUGUCAAGUGGAGACAUUGGCACACCUCCGCUAAGUUGGGCCACUACAGAUGGGGACGCUUCUGCCCAGUUACAAAGUCAAAGGACAUCCAGCAGUGAGGGUUCAGCCAAACUGAAUGCCAAUGUGAAAUCUGGUUCCUGCUUUGCUGGACAUAUGGCUAAUGGAUCUCUGGACAUGCAGCAUCAAAUCAAUCAAGUAAAAAAUGGUGCUCCACAGGUGUCCAGCAAAGGUCAAUUCCAACUGCAAAGCCCAAGCAAGGAUGUGGGAAAGGAUUGUGCAAGAGUUGAGAAUCGAUCAGCAAAUGCUGAGGUAACAGCAGAGCCUGCACAUGAGACAGUGGUAGCAGAGGCCAUGGAAAUAUCUGCAUCAGUUGACACUAAAAACAGCUUUUCUACCUCUCAGACAGCUGAAGCACCAGUGGACAAAUCAGUCGGCCCUGAUGUGACCAACCAGAAAGUUGUCCUGCAUUCCCUCCAACUUGAUGAGCUGGAGGACUUGUUGCUGGCACAGAAGUCCACCUCAGCACUAACUGUCUCCAAGUCUGAGUCAAAAUCUGACACAACUCCGUCCAUAACCUCAGCAUCUAACCCUUUCAAAAUACAAAAGGUGAGGACGUCCGAGUUGAAGUCAUUCACGGGCAUCUUGGGGGAUGAAAAUUCUUGGCAAGAUUGUGAAGAUAAAGAAGAGCAGUGGUCAACAGAGGAAUGGGGGUCUGGGGUCUCCGGUCUGGCUGCAGGUUACAUACCAGAGCCAAGUGACAACUUUGAGAGAUCUGUGACUGCAGAUACAAGAUAUGAUGAAGAUCUUGAGUUAUCAAAUGAAAAACUUGAAAUUAUUUCAGAUUCUGAGGAAGCAGUUGACAUUGUUCCUGAGUGGCUAAAAGAAGGGGAAUACGUCUCAUUUGGUACAAACAAGACUGGUACAGUCAGGUAUAUAGGACCCACAGAGUUUGCUGAUGGAAUUUGGAUUGGAAUUGAGCUGAAUGUACCAGCAGGAAAGAAUGACGGUUCAGUUGGUGGAAAGCAGUAUUUCCGAUGUAAUCCAGGCUACGGAGUGUUAGUCAGGCCAAAUAGAGUUGCAAAAGCCACUGGCUCAGCGAAACGACGCAGCAUUGGCCUCCGGACACAGCUGGCUGCAAAUUCAGAGAAUCGGAGGAGCGGGAACUUUUCCAAGUCUAACCCGAACUUGUCAGCUCUCACUGCAAUGGCCAAAUCUGAAGGAGGAACGGGAAUCCGAUCAGGUGACAGGACUCCAAGGAAGAGUGAGCAUAGGAAAUCCUGGUCUUCUGAACAAAAACCUUCGUGAGAAAUCAGCCAGUGCAUGGUUAUGUUUAGACCUAGUAAGGCUUUGGAACUCGACAUCCAUGGCAAACUCCUUUUAAGCUGAACCCAGUGGUGCCUUUCCUCGCUAACCUCUGUACCAAGGAGACCCAUUAACUGGCCUACCCUGGAACACUCUCACUUAAUGUUCUUCUUUCUACCUGCUAUGUUCACUUAUCUUCCAGCUGUAACAUCAUUUCAUUUUCUUGCUUCAAUUUAGUCGAUUAUCAAACCGUGCCUGAAUGACUUAUGAAUUAUUGAAUGUAUGCUGUAAAAAUAUUUAUGAUUCACAUAAGGGCUUUUGUAUUGUCAAAGGUUGACUUCACAUUUCUAUUGUGCUGAACUGCCUGCAGUCGUCCUCGUUGGGUGAUGAAAGUGUCCAUGCACGACCGCCCCACCUGCCCCAUCACAGCUGCUAGGGAAUAAAACAUUAUCAUAUGCACCUCUUUGAAUUUGCACAAAGAACAUAUGAACAUUUGACUAUUAAUUUCCUGCACCUGUGACAUUGGUUACUGAAUUGUUUUAUUCCAGUACUUUGUUUUCACCUUGAAUUGGUUCUGAUUUUAGUUCUGGGGGAUUUUGAGCAGAGCUGAGGGUUUCAGAGUCUUUGCUGAGAGGUCUGUGCCAAGUUGAGGUUGUGGUCCCAUUUCUUUCCUACUGUUAGGCCUCAACGGUUCACUGAUAGAUGGGCCACAGGAAAAGGGUGAGAGAACACAGCAGUUCUGGGAAGGUGCAGUUUGCUAUUAUGGUCAGGAUGCUACCAGCAUGCUUCCACUGGUGGAAGCUCCUACUAUGGGGACCUGGGAAUUUUUUUUUAACUAGUCAUGGUGGAAAUUUAAGUUCUUUCCCUAUGCAAUGCAAAGCCAUGUAUUUUAAGUGGUCUGCUGGGAUAUUGAGAAAUAUUUUGAAGUAUUCAGGGACUUAAAUGAAUAGGGUUCCAAAUAGUUGGGAAAGAUGGAAUUUUCAAUCAUUUGACUGCUAUUAAACCUCAGAAUCAUGUUUAACUGUACAUUUGACAGUAAGAAUUGGAACAACAUUGUUGAUCAGUGAAACCAGAUUUCCGAAAGUUCUGUCUCAUCAGACCAUUUCUACUGUGAUGAUUUUAAAAAUGCAUUACGUGAACUGUGCAGGUGUCGUGUAAUUAACUUUACAAGUUUUUAUUUGUAAAGCAGGGUGCUACUCCUGUUGGGUCUUUUACUGGAACAGAAACUCCCUGAUUUACUGAAAAUUCUUAACAAAUUUGUAAUUGGCCACAAUGUUGGGGCAGGCAUUACUGCUAUAGAAGCAAUGAAAGAACCUUAAUUCUAUGUAAUCUAACAUUUCAAAGUUUCUUGAUGUAUUCUCUAUGAUCAAAUAAUACUUUUGAAUAGGCAUAGCAUUGGGUACGCAAUAUUGAGAAGAAACCCAAAAAGAUGAGAGACUUGAUUGAUGGGUCAAGAAUUGAAAUGUUGUCAGAACUGGAGGUGGAUACGUGAACACCUUUGUGCAACCGAAGAAAAGAAAGGGAACGAGAACCAACCAGUCAUAAUUAAGCCAGGAAGUUCCACCACUGUUUAAUACCUGCAACGGACAUUGCACCAUCUCUGGCUAGUGUUUUCUACCUGAAAUUAUAACUUGUUCCUAAUUAGGAUGCGGUUGUACCUGCUGCGUACCGUCAGUUCUGCUAUAACAUGGGCUGCUUUAACGCGUUUAAAGAGCUUAGAACGUGAACUUUCCUCACUGGUAUCGGCUAUAAUGCGAUUCCGGCUCCAUGGGUCUAAACAGCGGAGCUACUGCGCGAUUAUUUUUGUUAAAAUAUAGCGAGAUCGCACGAGGACGCAACUAUCACGUUAUACCAGAACAGACUGUAUUUCCAAUUCAUGUUGUCUUGUAAUUUCAUCAGUUGUUUUCUCAGUUGUGAUGUUUAGGUUUACAUCUUGAACUUUUGGGCAGCAGUUGCCCGAUGUAGCAAACAGAUUCUCCAAAUGUGGCAGCUCCUGCUUUACUGACCAGAAAUCAGAAAUUCCUGGUAUCUGCCAUAGCUCUGAAAUGUGCCUUGUUCUUUACCUGAUCAUUUUGGAUUUGAGUUGUCGGCGCUCGAGGUCAACUGCAAAACAAUCUUAAAUGCUCAGGCUCCUUAAGUUGAUGGGGAGCGGAAACGUUGUCAGUAGGCCUGUGGCAAAUACUGACAAUUUGAGCAACGAGGAGUAGUAAACCAUUUUUCUUCAUUUCUUUUUGAUCGUCAUGGUGGAUCUCGGUGUAAGUCUUAUGAAAUUUCGAUAAGAUGAGGUAGAUAAUGCACAGGCUAUGAAAGAUGGAUUGUGUGGUCUUUUUCCAGUUUCAUCCCUUUGCCUUGUGAAUCACACAUGGACGUUUUCCUGUGAUUUACUACUUUACUGAUUAUUGAGCACCUCAUAGUCUGUGUUGGAAUGUUAUAAGCACUACUUGAAUGACUUAAAUUGGCUGAAUUGUUGAACUUGAUAAAUGGUUUUGGUGCUGGAGUUCAAAGGUAGAUCUGAUUGUUGUUUUGAGAGAGGGCCAAGAGUAUGAUUUGGUAAUAUGCUGGGAAUCUAAAAUCAAGUGCUGGAGGAAAUUGGCAGCAUUUUUGGAGAGACAUUUAAUGUUUCAAGUUGAAUAUGAUUUGGUUUAGGUGGCCUGAUUUCUUUUUAAACUUAAUUUCUGUAGGGAAUUCAUUUGCCAAUUUUGACUCUAUAAACACCAUAGAAGUUAUUCUCAAAGUAAUUUGCAGGUGGUAGAACUUGGGAGACCUGAAUUCUGUAACUAUGUAUCCUGUUCUUAUCUGUAACCUAAUCAGUCCCCUCUUAUUUCCUAGCACCAGUUGGUUUAAAUGUAACUGAGCAGCUUCUGAAGAGAGUGGGGACAGAAUCUUCCAUGUAACUGGUGUUUAAAAUUUGUCCAUUUGGCUUUUAUAACAAAGCGCAGCCACAUACAUCUGUAACAAGGGCAAAGUGUUUGGAUACUUCCAACCUUGUUGGAGAGAGCAUGGAAAUACUGGGAACCAAUUUGCAACAGAUUACACCUUGUUGCAGUGGUACUGUCACUACCUCUGAGCCAGAUGAUCAGGGUUAAAGUCCCAGCCACCCCCAAAGGUAUGUCAAAUCAUAUCCGAACAGAUGGAUUAAAAAUAGUUAGACAACUUGUCUAGUUCUUUUGGUUCAUAAAGUGCUGGUAAUCGCUGUGAAUGCAGUUAUAAACAACUGCUCCAUAUGUCUAUUUCCCUUGUAACAGACUCUUUACCUUGCAUGGAAAGGGAAUGGAAAACAGCCAUUGUCAUACAGCAGAUCUGUAUGAGUUUAGGCAUCCACCAGUAAAUUUUCUAGCUGGCUGUUACCCUGAAUACAAAUUGCACUUAAUUAAUGUGCACUAUUUUAACAGAGGAUUCAAUUUUUUAGAUCAUUUUCUUUUAAAGAGCACGUAGAAGAUUCUGCCAUUUUAGUUGUUCGUAACAGUGACAGGCAGAUUAAUACACUCUCUGGUUUACAAGUUGGCUCAGCAGAGGUUACGUAUUACUCGAUAUAGCCAUCUGGUUUGUUGGAUGAUUAUGCAAAGUUCCCAUUUUCUCCAGAAUUUUACUGCUGGUCUGCUACAGCCACCUGUAGUAUAUCGUGAAGCUUUGAGUAAACCUUUUGGACUGGUUUUCAAAUUUUAAUCACUAAAUUAGCAAUUUAGCAUAUGUUUAUCAAAUGAGUGUUCAAAUCGAACAACAUUUAUGUUAAUUUUUAAAGAUUUCUGAACUUUUCUUUAUAUUUAGUCUAUUUCCUUUAAAUCAAAUCCAGAUUGAAAUGUCUUAUGGAUGUUAAUUAGGCUUGUCAAUUACUCUAUGUAUUGGUGUAUGGGCAGUAUGUUGAGGUCUUGAUAUAUCGAGAAUCUAUGUAAUGGACUUGGUGUAGCGUAGAAGCAAAGCCUCCUAGCUGUAUUCAUUCAGGGUUCAAAAAAUAUGAAAUGAGCUAUAAUUGUCUUUUAGUUUCUUGGGAGGCUGGGGGAAAAGAGAGCUUUUGGCAAAUUGUUGUGGUGAAACUAGCCUGCCCAGUUAUAGCUCUUAGAAGUGUGGAAUGGCCAAGUUUAACUUACCAUGACAGUGUAGUGUUUGACUCAAGGAACCAUCAGGUAGAAAUAAUUUUGUCGCAUAUAAUAUUCUACUAUUCAGUCACUUAAAAAGUUAGAAUGAGGUUUUAAUUUAGCCACGUUUAUUGCUCCAUGUAUAACUCAAGAAUGUUGGUGUAACUGGAGGUGUUGGUUGGCACACUUAACUAUUUUGCAAACCUAUAGUGGACAUUUUAUUAAUGAAAUUAAAUGGGUUUGUUCUGGGAGAAAAAUUUCUGCGAAUACUUACUUAGUUCCCACUGAGUAUGUUUAAGAUAUUGCCUGCAGCCAAUAGGCAGCCUGAGUUACUUUUGCCUUAAUCCUUAUGAGAUAUGAUAUGUCGCUGAAGGAAAGAUUUUUGGGUACAAUGGAGGAGGAAGAUGAGCAAUGACAGCUCAAAGAAUGAGUCACUUCUGUUAAUCACAUUUACUUGUAUUUGAAUCAAAGCUGAAUUAAAUUAGAAUACAGAGACCAAAUCUGAAUGAUCCACCAUUUCUCAAAUGACCAAAAGAUGAAAUAGUAAUGUAAUUAAAGUAAUGGUAAAUUUUAUCAAGAAUGAUUUUUGCAACAAAUCCAUUACUUAGCACACAAAUACCAAGAAGUUGAAAGUGUGGAGCUCAGCACCGAUACAUCAGCAGACAGCUUCUUCAAAGAGAAACCCAAAACUAUUUUUAAAAAACACUCUGAAACCAAGGAUAACACUGUGGGGAGCAGGAGGAACACAGUAGGGAAGUUAGGCUGAAGACUUUACCAGAGGGUUGCAGUUGGCGAGAGAUCCACUGAGGGCUUUCCAGAGGGAAGAGGAUAACUUCUCACAAGGUGGGUGUCCCUAGAAGAGGCUUCGCAGUAGGGUUAUAAUUCACUGAGAUAGUAAGAACAGCAGUUCUUACUAUGAGUGAAUUAACAAUCGGAAACCAAACUGUAUAUACACAUUUUUAACGUGUUGAAAUAAUGCAUGAAUACUAUCAAUACAACAAUUGAUUUCUUUAUUCAUUCACGGGAUGAGGGUGUCACUGGCUAGGGCAGCAUUGAUUGCCCAUUGCUGUGGGUCUGGAGUCACAUGUAGGCAGUUUCUCCUGACAGUCAACAAUGGAUUCCUGAUCAGCAUGAAACUCUUAAUCUAGCUUUUUUUAAAAAAACUGAAUUCAAAUCCCAUCAUCUACUUUUGGAAGAUUUGAACUCAGGUCCACAGAACAUUAUCUGUGUCUCGGGAUUAAUGGUACAGUGACAAUACUACUAGGCCAUUGCUUAUCCCCUUAACCUCUGCACUGGUUGAAAGUGAUUUUGAUGCCUAAUGUACAUUGUGCGAUUCUGCACUCUUUCUGUAAGUAGACCAUAACAAUAGCAGUCGUGGAAAACACUGCCAGUUUUACACCAUUACAGCCUCGUCUGUUGAGUUUAUAUUACUGCUCUCUGCUGCUUUAAAGUGAGUUUUGGUGCACGUUAAAAGUGAUUUGCCCUGGAAUGAAGUUCCACAUGUACUUUAGGGUCAGAGUUCCUUUUGCAACACACUCAUGGUAGUACAACUCAAAUUUGCUGCCUGUACAUGUUUCAAAAAUGCCACACAAAGGUACAGUUCCACAACAGUUAGAUAAAUUAUUGAUCAUGUUAACUUCCAGCAGAUUGUGGCUGAAAAACAAACUGGUAACUCUCAUUUUUUAAAAUUCAUUAACCAAACAUUGACAUGUUUGACUAGAAUGUCCAGGAACAGUGGAGAUGAUGAAAAGAACAGAGCACACAAACUCAACAACUUUAACCCAGGUUUACUGUUUGCUUUCUCAAGUGAGUGUGGUUUUCUAUGCUCUCCUGCCAAGGUUUGUCCUGUUUGUAUUACAAGUGUGUGAAUGGUUGGUAGUAAUUAACUUGACCAAUGUCACACCUAUCUCUCACAUGUAAACUCUGACUUUAAUUCCUUUACUUGAAAGAGAACUUAAUUUCAUAAAAUUAAGGUUUGAAAUGAUGACUUUGAGGUUAACAUGCAGUGUAAUUGAGUAUUUUAAGUUGAAUUAAUGUUGUAAAUGUUAUGUAAAAAUUUAAAAAUAUUUGGGACAAUACAAUGAUAAGUGUUUAGAUACCUUUUAACAUAGUCAUUAUGUCAAAUAUUUAUCAGAAUUAAUGUUACUAGCUCUCAAGCUACAGAAAUACCCCAUAUAUUCCUUCAGGGCCAGUUCAAACAUUUGUCUAAUUUUUAAAUUCCAAAUCUGUCUCAGAAUAGGUCAGCAGUAGAAAUAAACAGAGUCAAAGGAUGAGUUCAGUGUUUACAUCUGGUUCAAGGCUGGAUGAUUCUGACUGUAAGAAGAGAAAAGGCUGAUGUUCCUACAUGGUGUCAGUGCAGUUGGGAACACUUGUUACAAAGUAAGUUUCGGAGAUAAUAGGAACUGCAGAUGCUGGAGAAUCUGGGAUAACCGGGUGGAGAGCUGGAUGAACACAGCAGGCCAAGUAGCAUCAGAGGAGCUGAUGUUUUGGGCCUAGACCCUCCUUCAGAAUUGGGUUUUUGUUCUGAGCUGACAUCCUGUGAUUUUGACUGUACUGGGUCCAAACAUUGGAUUUUUCUAUCUCAAAUUCUAUUUUAUAAAUAUGGGAGUUAUGGGAAAUGUACAACAAAAUAGGUAUGCAAUUGCAAUAAUAUUUGUGGCAACUGACUUGCCUCAACAAUUACAAUACAAUCAUUUAUUUAUAAUGUUUGCAGCUCUCUGGAGCAGAGAUGUAUCAUACCUCUUGGAUUUAAUCAUACAAUGACCAUUUUUGAAACGUAAAUUCUAAACUACUGAUUCUCAUUUUAUGUAUGAAUAAACACUGAAGCUCAGAGGUUGUCAAGCCCAGGAAAGGUUUGAAUUUAACACUAAUUUUUUGCAGUCUAGUGGGAAGUAUGCAUAAGGUUCAGUAGCUGGUUGGCCACCUGUGUAUGUGCUGGGUUUGUAUAUAAAAGCACAAUGCAAAAAUUUUAAAUGUUUAAUUUUAAAUAUUUUUAAAGGCUCGAUGAAAUUCAAAGGUGCUUUGUCAUCUGCAUGUCUCAUGUACUUAAAUUUUAGUCUGUAUAAUACUACUUGUUACUUCUGGCUUAACAAUGAGCAAUAAAUACAAAUUAAUGUACA